Molecule: messenger RNA, 1788 nt
Organism: Salvia hispanica
Lineage: Eukaryota; Viridiplantae; Streptophyta; Magnoliopsida; Lamiales; Lamiaceae
Gene: HDA9
Product: histone deacetylase 9
Biological process (GO): epigenetic regulation of gene expression
Cellular component (GO): nucleus
Molecular function (GO): histone deacetylase activity
Source: RefSeq, a predicted model, not a curated record
AGAUGAAGUGACGAAGGUAACCCAGAAAAUUAAAAGAAAAACACUUGAGAAAGCAGAAACUCAGGAGAAGGAGAUGAAAAUGAAGAUGGUGAAGUGAAGCACACAAAAGAGUGAUAUACUAAUAUAACGUGUUUCGAAUCCCUAAACCCAAAUUAAGCGUUACACCUCCUCAUUCCGGAACCGAUUAGGGUUUAGGUUUUUGAAAGUUCAUUAUUUCACAUUUCUUGUCCAUUUCCGCCGGCGGCAAGCGCAAUUCAGCCGCUCAUCUUCCCCACCUCGCUCUACAAUGCGCACCAAGGACAGGAUUUCCUAUUUCUAUGACGGGGAUGUGGGGAACGUUUAUUUCGGGCCUAAUCAUCCAAUGAAGCCGCACCGUUUGUGCAUGACGCACCAUUUGGUUCUGGCAUAUGAGCUUCACAAUAAGAUGGAAAUCUAUAGGCCUCACAAGGCUUAUCCUGUGGAGCUAGCUCAGUUCCAUUCUCCGGAUUAUGUUGAGUUUCUGCAGAGAAUCACUCCCGACAAGCAGCAACUCUUCGCUAAUGAGAUGGCCAAAUAUAAUCUUGGUGAAGAUUGUCCAGUCUUUGAGAAUCUGUUUGAGUUCUGUCAAAUUUAUGCUGGCGGUACAUUAGAUGCUGCACGGAGAUUAAAUAAUCGGCUGUGUGACAUUGCCAUAAAUUGGGCUGGUGGAUUGCAUCAUGCAAAGAAGUGCGAGGCGUCUGGGUUCUGUUACAUUAAUGACCUUGUGUUGGGAAUUCUGGAGCUCUUGAAGUACCAUGCUCGUGUGUUAUAUAUUGAUAUUGAUGUCCACCAUGGUGAUGGGGUGGAAGAAGCCUUUUAUUUUACUGAUAGGGUGAUGACAGUUAGUUUCCACAAGUACGGUGACUUGUUCUUUCCUGGAACAGGUGAUGUCAAGGAUGUUGGAGAAAAAGAAGGCAAAAAUUAUGCUAUAAAUGUGCCUCUUAGGGAUGGAAUAGAUGAUGGGAGCUUCUUACGUCUCUUUAAAACGAUCAUUUUGAAAGUUGUUGAGUGCUAUGCUCCUGGAGCCAUUGUUCUCCAAUGUGGAGCAGAUUCACUUGCCGGGGACAGAUUGGGAUGCUUCAACCUUUCUAUUGAUGGUCAUGCAGCUUGUGUGAAGUUUGUCAAGCAACUUAAUCUGCCUUUGCUGGUAACUGGAGGUGGGGGAUACACCAAAGAGAAUGUGGCCAGAUGUUGGACUGUGGAGACAGGGGCACUUCUAGGUGUGGAGCUCCCUAGUGAGAUACCAGAAAACGAGUACUUCAAAUAUUUUGCUCCGGAUUACUCGUUGAAAUGUCCAAGCGGGCACAUGGAGAAUUUGAACAGCAAAUCAUACCUUAACAACAUCCGGCAACAAGUUUGCGAAAAUCUUAGUGCCAUUCAACAUGCACCUGGAGUACAAAUGCAAGAGGUGCCUCCGGAUUUUUAUAUUCCUGAUCUUGAUGAGGAUGAGCAGAAUCCUGAUGAACGUGUAAAUCGACAAAUGCAAGACAAGCAUGUUCAGCGUGAUGACGAAUAUUAUGAAGGUGAUAAUGACAACGAUCAGAACAACGAUGGUACGUAGCCUGUUUUAGGAGUUUUGUUUUGAUGUAGUUCCAAGUCUAUGCUCGAAAUGUGAAUAUGUAGCAACUGCGAAAUAGCUACCCUUUUGUCUAUUAUUGGAACAGUGUGUCGCGAUUUUUCUGGAUCAUGUGUAAAUUUUCAUAACGUUGCAUUACCAACGUUAUUGUAAACUAUAUAUUGGGGAAUGAAAUGAUCAACACUUCAAUGCAA